Molecule: messenger RNA, 11361 nt
Organism: Rhododendron vialii
Lineage: Eukaryota; Viridiplantae; Streptophyta; Magnoliopsida; Ericales; Ericaceae
Product: auxin transport protein BIG-like
Biological process (GO): auxin polar transport
Cellular component (GO): plasmodesma; cytosol
Molecular function (GO): zinc ion binding; protein binding
Source: RefSeq, a predicted model, not a curated record
AUGUUCCCUUCCACUAAGUUUCUUGAUGUGCUGAAGACUUUGAAUUUCUUAUUGGAUUUCGUUUGGAGAGCAUUUUUGGGCUAUUGGCACCUCCUAACAUUAACUCAUUCUUGUAUGCAUUCAGAUACAAACGGUAAGUUAAAAUCCCUAAAAAUCGAUUUGAAAAGCCCUACUGGGUUAAAAGUAGGUCAAGAUCCUCAAUCUGACAAGAAAGGUACGAUUGAACCUCAUAUCCUUCAUAAUGCUCGAGGCAUCCCUUAUGUUGAAUGGGAUCCUAACUUAGGUUACAGUGAAGAAGAGAAUCACCCUCUCCCUCUCAAACAUAAUCAGCAUGCUGCUGUGUAUAUUGAUGAAACAGAUGUAGAUGAGGGUAGUUGGAAUCAUUGCCUUAUUGGGCAUUUCCUUGUUGGCAAGAUGAACUUCACGUUACUGAACUCUACGUCUUGGAAAGUUUUGAAGGAUAAUGUCCUAUCAGUGGAACAGAUUGGAUUGAGAUUCUUGUUCAAAUUCAAGUACGAGGCUACUAAGUUGAAAGCAUUGGAGGAUGAAAUAGAUGUUGGAACCGAGUUGCCAGAUGAUGUUCAAAUUACAGUCAAUGGGGAAUGUGUGUGGUGGUGGCACUACAAUACCAAUGGCUUCCACCAAUUUGUUCAAUUUGCAAGGUAUUCGGGCACCAUCAAGGUAAAUGUGAGUGACCCUAACACCUCUACUAGUCAAUCUGUCUUAGACCCUACAGUUGAUGCAUCCCCUCAAAUUCUUGUUGCUGAGAUCAGUCCAAUUGAAGAGAUAUCCAAUCACACCAAGACCAAACCAGAUAGCCCCAACAGCCCUCGCAGUUCUGAAUUGGAAGAGGAAGCAGUUCAUGGGUGUGAUACACCCAUUUUUGGCCCCUCAAUUCCAGAUGUUAAAGUGGUGUAUAGAGCAGCAUCAGUCACAUCUCCUUGGGUUGUUCUAGGAGAUUUCAAUGCCAUUAGAUUCCCAUGUGAGAAGGUAGGGGGUGCUGCUUCUUGGCCUCCCUAUGUGAAUGAAUUUAGUGACUUCAUUAACCAAUUAGAACUUGAGGAUCUUAGGUAUCUUAUGUUAUUUUUGGGGAUAAAUUCCACUCUACCCUAUUGGUGUUUGAGGCUUUCCACAAUGCAACUUUUCCAGGGAGUGGUUGGAGUUUUGGAACUAUUGGAAGUUACACGAAGCGGGAGCGAGGACGGGGGAACGGAUGAUAUCAUAGAAGUGUGGGAGCACCAUUGGGAGCGGUUAAACGCUGACGAUAUUUCUAAAAAUGCCGGUAAAGGUGGUACUAAUGCCGGUAAAACUAUUACCGGCAUUUUUGACCACUUUUUCUGGCAUUUGUUAAGUGCCGUUGUGAACAUGGAUUUGCAUUCUGACAUGAAGACUGAUGUCAGAAACAGAGACUCCGAAAUUUGUGUUCACUGUUUUGGUGUCUUUUUCUGUGCUAAAUUAGAUGGUUACUUGCAGUUUGUGGAACAUCACUAUUUGUUGGAAGCAAUUUUGCUAUUUGAUGCUCAGAUAACAAAAUCCUGUUUCAGUUUUGUUGCUCAACUGUCAAGAGGUGAGACUUCAAUGAAGGCCCUUGUGCAGCGGUGUUUGGUGCUGAUGAAGAGGCUGGCUGGUGAUGAGCAUCAACUUCAAGGUCUGAAGUUUCUCUUUGGUUUUCUUGGUGCCAUUUUGAGUGAUUGUGGAUUGAAUAAAAGUACCAUUGACAAAUCUUUUGGGAAGUCUUUGUCCAGCAAUAGUUUUGGUAUGGGAAUUAUGGCCUCACGAUCUCCAAGUUCAGGAAAAAGUUCCGAGACCUUGGUUCUUUCUGCUAAUCAGGAAGGGGGAUCCGCAUCUCUUGAAUGCGAUGCAACUUCUGUGGAUGAAGAUGAGGAUGAUGGAACAUCAGAUGGUGAGGUGGGUAGCAUGGACAAGGAUGAGGAAGAUGAUUCUAACAGUGAUAGGGCUCUUGCUUCGAAAGUUUUCACAUUUACACCCAGUGGCAGCAAUUUUAUGGAACAACACUGGUACUUUUGCUAUACAUGCAAUUUGACUGUGUCAAAAGGCUGCUGUUCUGUGAGUGCCAAAGUUUGUCAUCGUGGUCAUCGUGAUGUAUACUCCCGCUCAAGUCGCUUCUUUUGUGAUUGUGGAGCUGGGGGUGUUAGAGGUAGUAGUUGCCAGUGCUGGAAGCCUCGGAAAUUGAAUGCUAGUAACAAUGCGCCCACUCGUGGCUCUGCCAAUUUUCAGUCUUUUCUACCCUUUACUGAGGAUGGAGAUCAGCUUCCUGAUAGUGAUUCAGAUUUUGAUGAAGACGUCCCUAUGGACAAUGAUAACUCUAUUAGGUUAUCUAUUCCAAGAGAGGUUCAAGAUGCAAUGCCGUUGAUUCUUAAAGAUCUUGAAGUUGAAAAUCAGGUGCUUGAACUUUGCUCUUCGUUGUUGCCUUCUGUAACUUGCAGAAGGGACUCCAACCUUUCAAAAGGUAAGACCAUUAUACUGGGUGAAGAUAAAGUGCUUUCUUACGGAGUCGAUCUUUUGCAAUUGAGGAAGGCAUAUAAAAAGAUGCUCUUGGACCUCAAGAUAAAAGCGGAUUAUCCUAAUGCCAAGGAGCUGAAAUCUCAUUUGGCUGGUGGAUCACUUGUGAAAUCCUUGCUUAGUGUUACCAUUCAAGGUCGACUUGCUGUUGGUGAAGGUUACAAAGUGGCCAUAUUUGAUGUUGGACAGCUGAUUGGGCAGGCAACCGUUGCACCUGUGACAGCUGACAAGGCUAAUGUGAAACCCCUCUCUAAGAAUGUUGUCCGAUUUGAAAUUGUUCAUCUUGUCUUCAACCCUGUGGUAGAGAAUUAUCUUGCUGUAGCAGGCUAUGAAGAUUGCCAGGUCCUUACUGUAAGUCUUCGUGGAGAGGUAACUGAUCGCCUAGCGAUUGAACUUGCUUUGCAAGGGUCUUAUAUCAGGCAUAUGGAUUAGGUUCCAGGAUCACAGGUUCAGCUAAUGGUGGUUACCAACCAGUUUGUCAAGAUAUAUGAUCUUUCUCAGGACAACAUCAGUCCCAUGCACUACUUCACAUUGCCCGAUGACAUGAUUGUGGAUGUAACACUUGUUGUGGCAACCCAGGGAAGGAUGGUUUUUAUUGUUCUCUCAGAGCUUGGAUGCUUAUUCAGGCUAGAAUUGUCAAUAAAGGAAAUGUUUCAAAUUGUAGGUAAAAAUGUGCUCGUGAAGGGAUCGUCUCUGUACUCUUCACCAACUUAUAAGCUACUCUUGUUAUCUUACCAAGAUGGAAGCACAUUGGUUGGCCGGUUAAAUCCUGAUGCAACUUCUCUUACUGAGAUAUUUGCAAUAUAUGAGGAUGAGCAUGAUGGUAAGCUGCGACAAGCUGGAUUGCAUCGCUAGAGGGAAUUGCUUGUUGGGAGAAUUAUUGUCUGUUUCUCGACUCUGAGGUCCAAUGUUGCCCUUGCUGUUUCCUUGGGGGAGAACGAGAUGUUUGCACAGAACCUACGUCAUUCAGUGGGUUCAACCUCGCCUUUGGUUGGGAUAACUGCAUACAAACCAUUAUCCGAAGAAAUCCGCUGUCUUGUUUUACAUGAUGAUGGCAGUCUCCAGAUAUACUCACAUGUUCCUGUUGGGGUUGAUGCUAGUUCAGCUGCUAUGUCAGAAAAAGUGAAGAGACUGGGAUCUGGUAUUCUUAGCAAUAAAGCUUAUGCUAGUUUAAAUCCGGAAUUUCCACUUGAUUUUUUUGAGAAAACAGUAUGCAUCACGGCAGACGUGAAACUGAGUGGUGAUGCCAUCAAUGGUGACUCGGACGGUGCUAAGCAAAGCUUAGCAUCUGAGGAUGGGUUUUUAGAGAGUCUCACCCCUGCAGGAUUUAAGAUCACUGUUUCAAAUUCCAAUCCCGACAUAGUCAUGGUUGGUUUUCGUGUCCAUGUGGGAAAUACAUCAGGAAACGAUAUCCCUUCUGAGAUUACUAUUUUCCAGAGAGUGAUAAAAUUAGACGAGGGCAUGCGGUCUUGGUAUGACAUUCCAUUCACAGUGGCUUAAUCACUUCUUGCUGAUGAAGAAUAUACAAUUUCGGUUGGACCGACCUUUAAUGGCUCCACAUUACCGAGAAUAAACUCGUUAGAAGUUUAUGGUCGAGCUAAGGAUGAAUUUGGCUGGAAGGAGAAGAUGGACUCAGUAUUGGAUAUGGAAGCUUGUGCUCUUGGUUGUAAUUCCUCAGCUGCAGGAUCAAGGAAAAGGUGUUGUAUCACGCAAUCUGCUCCAGUUCAGGAGCAAGUGGUUGCAGAUGGCCUUAAGCUUUUGUCUAGGUUCUAUUCACUGUGUAGGUCACAAGGAUACUCAAAGGUUGACGAUGUAAAGCUGGAGCUGAGCAAGCUAAAGUGCAAUCAGUUGUUAGAAACAAUAUUUGAAAGUGAUAAGGAGCCUUUGUUGCAGGCUGCUGCUUGCCGUGUCUUGCAGGCUGUGUUCCCUAAAACGGAUUUGAAUCUCCAAGUAAUUACCUGUUCAUACUUCUCCUUGUUUUAUGUUCCCAAUCCUUACCUUUCUCUUUUUAGAACAUUUACUUUUGUUCUUUCAUACAUAAUCUCUAUACUUCUUAACACAUUGUGCCUUCUUGGAGUGGUGAAAUCCACCAUCAUUCUGACUUCAAGGCUGGGAGUUGGUUGUACCACAGCAGGGUGGAUUAUUGAAGAUCUCACCGCCCAAAUGCACGCAGUUUCUAGGUUUGCAUUGAACCGCCGGUCAAACUUGGCCGCCUUUCUGGAAACAAAUGAAGUGGUAGAUGGGUUAAUGCAAGUAUUGUGGGGAAUGUUGGACAUAGAGCAAUCUGACACACAAACUAUGAACAACAUCGUUAUAUCCUCUGUGGAGUUAAUUUAUUGUUAUGCUGAGUGCCUUGCUUUUGCAUGGGAAGGAUCCAGGAGAGAUAUCUGUUGCCCCUGCUGUUUCAUUAUUGAGAAACUUCUGUUCUCCAAUGAGGCCGUUUAGACAUCCUGCAGCUUGGCUAUAUCUUCAAGGUUGCUUCAUAUGCCAUUUCCAAAGCAAACUAUGUUAGGUGCAGAUGAUGCGGUGGAGAAUGCAUCACCUAUUCUUUUGCCUGCUGAUGUGACAACCUCAGCUGGUGGAAAUACUCACAUGGUUGAAGAAGACUCUAUUACAUCUUCUGUCCAAUAUUGUUGUGAUGUUUGUUCCACUGUUCCUAUACUUAGGAGAAGAUGGCAUUGCACUGUUUGCCCUGAUUUUGAUUUAUGCGAGGCAUGUUAUGAAGUGCUAGAUGCAGACCGUCUUCCUCCACCACACUCUAGGGAUCAUCCAAUAUUUGCAAUUCCAAUUGAAGUGGAAACAUUAGGUGGGGAAGGCAAUGAGUUUCACUCGACAACAGAUGAUUUCAGUGACUCAAGGUUGUUGCCAAAUGCAGCUGAAGUAAACAAUCAAAGUUCUGCCCCAUCGAUUCAUAUGCUAGAACCCAAUGAAUCUGAGGAGUUCUCCACUUCCGUGAUAGACCCAGUUACAAUUUCAGCAUCAAAAAGGGCAGUAAAUUCGUUGCUUAUUUCUGAACUUCUUGAACAGCUGAAAGGGUGGAUGGAAACCUCCUUUGGGGUUCGGGCUAUUCCUGUUAUGCAGCUCUUUUAUCGAUUAUCAUCUGCUGAGGGGGGACCUUUUGUUGACAGCUCAAAACCAGAGAGCUUAAAUUUGGAGAAAUUAGUAAGAUGGUUUUUGGAUGAGGUUAAUCUAAACAAACUAUCCAUCAUCUAACACAAACCUUUUGCAGCCAAAACUCGUUCUUCUUUUGGAGAGGUCACUAUCCUUGUUUUUAUGUUCUUUACUUUAAUGCUCCGAAAUUGGCAUCGGCUCAACUUAGAUGUUUUUGUACCGAAAUCCAGUGGAGCUACAGAUACAAAUGACAGAAGUGUCAUCCAUGUUCUACCUUUGUCUUCAGUUCCUUCCUCGUCAUCGUUGGAUGAUCAAGAGAAAACUGAAUUUGCUGCUCAGCUGCAUCGUGCGUGUGGAUCCCUUGGGCAGCAAAUUUUUGUUAAUUAUCUAAUGGAUAUCCUGCAGUAGCUGGUGCAUGUUUUUAAGUCCCAAACUGAUAGCUUUGACAAUGGGAAUGGUGCAAACCCUGGUUCGGGAUGUAGGGCUUUGCUAACAGUCAGAAGAGAGCUACCAGUGGGUAACUUGUCUCUGUUCUUUUCAGAUUCAUAUGCUAAAUCACACAGGACGGACAUAUUUGCAGAGUACCAGCUAUUGUUAGAGAAUGCUUUCCGUCUGGUUUACAGUUUGGUUAGACCAGAAAAGCAUGACAAGGCUGUGGAGAAAGAGAAGGCAUCCAAGAUAUCUGCUGGCAAGGAUUUGAAACUAGAUGGGUAUCAGGAUGUUCUCCGCAGUUACAUCAACAAUCCCCAUACAAGUUUUGUGAGAAGGUACGCAAGGCGGCUUUUUCUGCAUCUAUGUGGUAGAAAGACUCACUAUUACAGCGUUCGAGACUCUUGGUAGUUCUUGAGUGAAGUUAAGACGCUUUCCAAAUACAUAAAUAAAUCUGGUGGCUUUCAAAGUACAAUCCCCUCCGAAAGGAGUGUUAAGAUAGUGAAGUGCCUUACUAUAGCCGAAGUAGCUACUGCACGGCCUCGGAACUGGCAAAAGUAUUGUUUGAGGCAUGGAGAUGUCUUGCCCUUUCUGAUGGAUGGUAUAUUCUGUUUCGGGGAAGAGUCUGUUAUUCAUUCUCUUAAACUUCUGAAUUUGGCUUUCUAUACUGGAAAGGACAUGAACCACGCCUUACAGAAAGCCGAAGCGGACACAGGAACAAGUUUGAACAAAUUAGGAGUGCAAGCUCUGGAGUCCAAGAAGAAGAAGAAAGGAGAAGACGGUGAAUCUGGUUUGGAGAAGUCUUAUUUAGACAUGGAGGCAGCUGUAGACAUCUUCAUUGCCAAAGGGGGAGAUACCUUGAGGCCAUUCAUUGAUUGUUUUCUGUUGGAAUGGAAUUCAAGCUUUGUACGGUCAGAAGCCAAAUGUGUUCUCUACGGCGUCUGGCAUCAUGGAAAGCAGUCAUUCAAGGAAUCCUUGUUAGCGUCUCUCUUGCAUAAAGUGAAAUGCCUGCCAAUGUAUGGCCAGAAUAUCAUUGAGUAUACAGAACUUGUCACCUGCUUGUCGGGGAAGCCUGAUAACAUUUUGAAGCAAAAGAACACUGAAAUUGUAGGAUGCUUGACCCCUGAUGUGAUUAGGUGCAUCUUUGAGACACUUCACUCCCAGAAUGAGCUUUUGGCUAAUCAGCCGAAUGAGCUUUUGGCUAAUCAGCCGAAUUCACUUAUAUAUAACACUUUGAGUGGUUUAGUGGAAUUUGAUGGGUACUAUCUCAAGAGUAUGCCUUGUGUUGCUUGUAGCUCUCCUGAGGUGCCCUAUAGUAGGACGAAGCUAGGAAGUUUAAAAUCAGAAAUGAAAUUUAUAGAUAAUCGAAUCAUAAUGAAAUGUACUGGGAGCUAUACCAUCCAGAGUGUGACCACGAAUGUUCACGAUGCUCGUAGGUCCAAAUCAGUUAAAGUCUUGAACCUCUACUACAACAAUAGGCCUAUGGCUGACUUGUCCGAGUUGAAGAAUAAUUGGUCGUCAUGGAAAUGUGCGAAGAGCUGCCACCUUGCUUUCAAUCAGACUGAGCUAAAAGUGGACUUUCCCAUUCCAAUCACUGCAUGUAACUUCAUGAUUGAGUUGGAUUCUUUCUACAAAAAUCUUCAAGCUUUAUCCCUUGAACCGUUGCUCGUCCUGUCACUGCCCGGGAUUUGUAGUAUUUGCCAUGAGAAUGCAUAUCAAUGCAGGCAAUGUCGCAAUAUCAAUUAUGAGAAUCUGGAUUCUUCCUUGUGCAAUGAACGUGGGUAUAGCAAAUAUGGUCGCUUUGAAUUUAAUUUCAUGGCAAAGCUGAGUUUCAUUUUUGAUAGUAUGGAAAAUGAUGAAGAUAUGAAGCGGGGACUGAUUGCUAUAGAAUCUGAAUCAGAAAAUGUUCACAGGAGAUAUCAGCAACUGCUGGGCUUUAAGAAACCUUUCCUUAAGAUUGUGUUAAGCAUUGGUGAGAAUGAGAUCUCUCAGCAAAAGGAUUCUGUGCAGCAAAUGAUGGUCUCUUUGCCGGAACCUUCAUGUAAGAUAAACCGUAAAAUUGCACUUCUUGGUGUCCUAUACAGUGAGAAAUGCAAAGCAGCUUUUGAUUCUGUUAACAAAAGUGUGUAGACACUUCAAGGGCUUCGACAAGUUUUGAUGAACUACUUGCAUCAGAAAAAUUCUGAUAGUGCAGUUGCAUCAUCCAUAUUUGUGGUAUCCAGAUCACUAAACAAUUGCUAUGGCCGUGCUUCUACAUUCGUUACACAGUGUCUGGAAAUACUGCAGGUGCUAUCAAAACGCCCAAACUCAAAGAAGCAACUUGUUUCUGCUGGCAUUUUAUCCGAGUUGUUUGAAAAUAAUAUUCAUCAGGGUCCUAAAACUGCUCUUGUCCAAGCCAGGGCAGCCCUUUGUGCUUUCUUAGAAGGUGAUAUAGAUGCGGUGGCCGAGUUGAAUAGUUUGAUACAGAAGAAAGUCUUAUACGGCCUUGAACAUCAUCGUUCAAUGGACAUCGCCCUGGCUACCCAUGAAAAGCUGCUGUUGCUUUCAGAGGUGUGUUCUUUGGCGGAUGAAUUUUGGGAGUCAAGACUGCGAGUUGUCUUCCAGAUGUUAUUUUCUGCAAUUAAAUUAGCUGCCAAGCAUCCUGCUAUUUCUGAGCAUGUUAUUCUUCCUUGCCUGAGGAUUAUAGCUCAGGCAUGUACUCCUCCAAAACCAGAUGCGACCGACAAGGAGCUAGGAAUGGGAAAGCCUGCCUCUUCAUCAAAUGAAAACAACUUAAAUCCUUCUGCACAUUCCAGUGGUCUUGUUAGUGGGGGUAAGACUGUGCCUGAAUCAUUAGAAAAGAGUUGGGAUGGUUCUCAAAAGACUCAAGACAUCCAGUUACUGAGCUACUUAGAGCGGGAGAAGGAAGCUUCAUAUCUUGAUUUUGUUAGGUGGCAGUAUAAAGUUUGCCAGGCUGUGAAGGGAGGUCAGAGGUCUCGGCCACAGAUAUAUGACUACAUGGCUUUGAAAUAUGCCCUUAGAUGGAAGCGCCUUGCUUGUAAGACCAAAAGUGAGUUUACAUCAUUUGAGCUGGGCUCUUGGGUUACAGAACUUGUAUUGAGUGCUUGUUCUCAAUCUAUUAGGUCUGAGAUGUGUAUUCUGAUUUGCUUACUUUGUGGCCAAAGUUCUUCACGGCGGUUCCGGUUGUUGAAUUUACUAAUGUCAUUGUUACCAGCAACGCUUUCUGCUGGUGAAAAUGCCGCUGAGUACUUUGAAAUGCUCUUUAAAAUGAUUGAUUCUGAAGACGCCCGUCUUUUCUUGACUGUAUGUGGAAGCCUAACUACAAUUUGUGAGUUAAUUAGCUGAGAAGAGGGCAAUGUUGAAUCCCUGGAGAGGAGCCUACAUAUAGACAUUUCAGUGGGCUUUAUUCUUCACAAGCUUAUAGAUCUCCACGGAAAUUUUUUGGAGGUUUGCAAUAUCAGAUUCAGAUUCAUGUGGGAGAAGUUGCUGUCUCAAGUCCUUGAGGCCUUCAUCAUUGUCCGAGGCUUGAUAGUGCAAAAGACAAAGUUGAUUAGUGAUUGUAAUCGUCUUUUAAAGGAUCUUCAUGAUGGUCUUCUACUGGAGAGCAACGGAAAUAAGCGGCAAUUCAUACGAGCAUGCAUUAGUGGUUUGCAAAUCCAUGGAGAGGAGAGAAAAGGACGGGCUUCUUUGUUUAUUUUGGAGCAGCUAUGCAAUCUGAUCUGCCCUUCAAAAGCGGAGCCUGUAUAUCUUUUGGUUCUGAAUAAGGCACACACUCAAGAAGAAUUUAUCAGGGGAUCAAUGACCCAGAAUCCUUAUUCCAGUGAUGAGAUUGGUCCUUUGAUGCGUGAUGUUAAGAACAAAAUCGGUCACCAGUUGGAUCUAUUAGGCUUGAUAGAGGACGACUAUGGUAUGGAGUUGCUAGUAGCUGGAAAUAUCAUCUCUCUUGAUUUGAGCAUUGCUCAAGUUUACGAACAAGUUUGGAGAAAGUCAAAUAGCCAGUCUUCAAACACCACUAGUAGCACGUUGCAAUAUGCUAAUGCUGUCACAUCAGCCCGAGAUUGUCCUACAAUGACUGUUACUUAUCGCCUUCAGGGGUUAAAUGGUGAAGCUACUGAAGGAAUGAUCAAGGAGUAGGAGGAGGAUAUGGAGGAAUCUCAGGAUCCAGCAGUUGAGUUUUCAAUUGCAGGUGCAGUCCGGGUGUGUGGUGGGCUUGAAAUCAUUUUGGGCAUCAUUUAUCAUUCAUGGGAUGAAUUGAAGUCAAACCAAGAGCUGUUGGCUGUGGUGCUUAACCUCCUAAUGCUGUGCUGCAAGAUAAGAGAAAACAGAAGGGCCUUAUUAAGGCUUGGGGCUUUAAAUGUACUCUUUGAGAUAGCUCGGCAUGCUUUCUCCGUGGAUGCCAUGGAGCCAGCUGAAGGUAUUCUUUUGAUCGUGGAGAGCCUGACACUGGAAGCGAAUGAGAGUGAUAACAUUAGCAUCACAGAGAGAGUUCUUACAGCCACAAGUGGAGAAAUUGGUGCUAGUGAGUAGGCCAAGAAAAUAGUUCUAAUGUUCCUAGAAAGGUUGUGCCAUCCUUCAAGCCUUAAAAAAUCAAAUAAACGGCAGAGGAACACUGAGAUGGUUGCAAUAAUCUUGCUAACCUACGGUGAACCUGCAGUAAUGGAUGCACUCGUCCAGCAUUUUGAGCCUUAAGACUGGAGUGAAUUUGAUCGGCUGCAAAAAAUACACUUAGAGAAUCCAAAAGAUGAGAGCAAUGCGGAGCAAGCAAUCAAACAGAGUUUUGCAAUGGAGAACUUUGUUAGAGUCUCGGAGUCACUGAAGACGAGUUCAUGUAGUGAGAGGUUGAAGGACAUCAUUUUGGAGAAGGGGAUUACUGGAGUUGCAGUUAGACAUCUGAAAGAGAGUUUUGCAUUUACAGGAUAGGGCGACUUUAAAUCAAGUGCUGAAUGGGCAUUUGGUUUAAAACUUCCAUCUAUGCCACUUAUCAUGUCUAUGCUGAGGGGCUUGUCAAUGGGGCAUUUGGCCGCCCAAAGGUGUAUUGAUGAUGGGGGAGUCUUGCCAUUGCUUCAUGCCUCUAAACAUGAAAUUCAAGUAGGGUUCUUGGGCUUCUUUAAGAGUUCAACCGAAAACCUUGUAGGGUUCUUGGGCUUCUUUAAGUAUUCAACCAAAAACUCAAAUUCAACUUGCAAUCAACUAUCUAAAGCAUGAAUUCAACUACUAAAACAUGAAAUUCAACAUAAAGAACAUGAAUUCAAGAAUAAGGAGUAUGAAUUACCAAGUUUAUGCUUCUAUUCAAACCAA